AUGUCCGAAAGUGAGGCAGUGGAUAUUUCCACUUUACCCUUGCCACAAAUUCAAGAAAUCGCAAAACAAUAUGAACAAAAAAUUCAGUUUCUUAACGCUUCAUUACAACAGUUUCGAAUGCUUCAAGGAAAGUUCGCCUCUUCUAGAGAUUGUCUGAAGCAAUUUACGGCCGAAAAUAAGGAUAAAAAUACGUUAAUUCCAUUAACUUCAACACUUUGUGUUCCUGGGAAACUUAUAAAUCCUUCACGUGUUAUCGUACAUAUUGGAACUGGAUAUUUUGCUGAAAUGGAAGCUGAAGAUGCCAAGAAGCACUUUAAUAGUCGUAUCGAAUUUAUUGAUAAGCAGAUUGAAAAGGUGGCUCCCGUUUUGGCCCAGAAAACUCAAGAGCACAGAGCAAUUAUGAGCGUCCUAGAAGCUAAAGCGAAGGCACUUAUGAAAGCUCAAGCAGCUAAACAAUCGUAA
Molecule: messenger RNA, 462 nt
Organism: Rodentolepis nana
Lineage: Eukaryota; Metazoa; Platyhelminthes; Cestoda; Cyclophyllidea; Hymenolepididae
Source: the annotation of a GenBank genome assembly